AUGGGCGCCCGGGCUGUCGGUCUGACGGGACUGAGAUUCGGAACAGAGAUGGGUUUCCACCCUGGGAAGGUUGCGACCUACGAUAGGGAGCCCGGAAACCCCUGGGAGCAUGGGUUCUCGAAAUGUUUACUCGCCCCCCCAUCCUCAGAAGGUUUCAAGCGCCUUCAGUUCCCAGUCAGGUUGGCUUUUGCCAUGACUAUCAAUAAAGCCCAGGGACAGUCUCUCAGAGUGGCUGGCAUCAACUUGGAGCAACCUUGCUUUUCUCACAGGCAGCUUUAUGUGGCGUGCUCAAGAGUGGGCUCUCCGGAACACCUGUUCAUUUUGUCAUUGGAAGGAAAAACAAAGAACAUAGUCUACCAAAAGGCUCUCCAGUGA
Messenger RNA from Macrobrachium nipponense, 375 nucleotides. RefSeq names its product ATP-dependent DNA helicase PIF6-like. Gene Ontology annotation, cellular component: replication fork. Gene Ontology annotation, biological process: DNA replication. The transcript is spliced from 2 exons. The record is from RefSeq and is a predicted model, not a curated record. NCBI's taxonomy places the organism in Eukaryota, Metazoa, Arthropoda, Malacostraca, Decapoda, Palaemonidae. The coding region runs from base 1 to 375 and encodes 124 amino acids.